Messenger RNA from Coffea eugenioides, 1298 nucleotides. RefSeq names its product histone chaperone ASF1B. Gene Ontology annotation, molecular function: histone binding. NCBI's taxonomy places the organism in Eukaryota, Viridiplantae, Streptophyta, Magnoliopsida, Gentianales, Rubiaceae. The record is from RefSeq and is a predicted model, not a curated record. Gene Ontology annotation, biological process: DNA replication-dependent chromatin assembly. The transcript has 4 exons. Gene Ontology annotation, cellular component: nucleus. Bases 266 to 919 code for a protein of 217 amino acids.
AGAAAUUGUUGUCAUUCCAGCAGAAGAGAAGCAGUAGUAGAGUAUUUAGUCCUUCCUCUUUGCUCUUGCUGGGCGUGUUGAGUCGCGGUCGCCGUCGUUCCUCCUAUUGGGGUUUUCUCCGCCGACCAUCGAGUUCGAGGCGUUUUGCCUCCGUUCCAUGAAGAAGAAAUCUAGGGCUGAGCUGGUCUUGCUUCAACUUUGUCUAAUAAAGCUAAAACCCCUUCGAGAUUUUACAAGUUUACUUUAGCUUGCUCAAGUGGGAAAAAUGAGUGCUGUUAACAUAACCAACGUCACCGUCUUGGACAAUCCGGCACCGUUUCUCACCCCUUUUCAGUUCGAAAUCUCCUACGAGUGCGUCACUCCUCUCAAAGACGGAUUCUUUUACUUACCAAAUGCUUGUAAACCUAGUUGGAAAGAAGAAUUAUCAUUGUUAACUGAAGACGGUAAUCUAGAUUUAGAAUGGAAACUCAUCUAUGUUGGAUCUGCUGAGGAUGAAACUUAUGACCAGCUUUUAGAAAGCGUUCUUGUUGGGCCAGUCAAUGUUGGUAAUUACCGUUUUGUCUUGCAGGCAGACCCUCCAGAUCCUUCCAAAAUCCGUGAAGAAGACAUAAUUGGUGUAACAGUGCUUCUACUGACCUGUUCUUAUAUGGGUCAGGAAUUUGUUCGAGUGGGCUACUAUGUGAACAAUGACUAUGAUGAUGACCAGCUAAGAGAAGAACCUCCACAGAAAGUUUUGAUUGACAGGGUUCAGAGAAAUAUACUUACAGACAAGCCCAGAGUGACUAAGUUCCCCAUCAAUUUUCACCCAGAAAAUAGUGAAAGUGGAGAGCAAGGACCUCCUCCUGAACAUGCAGCUGAACCAGAAGGAAAUGAACAAGUGCCUGCUUCACCAGGUCAUCUUUCAGAUGGAGGACAAUAAAUCACAAUGACAUUAACUUUGCUUAAUAGCUGACUUAUUUGUGUUUGAAGAGGAUAUCUGUCUUCUAUAGGUGGACUGUCUACAGAGUCAACUGUUUCUUUUCUGCUCUCUGUGUGAAUCUGUGAGUGGCACACAUGAUUUUGAAUAGCUUUUGGUUAGUUAAGCUGAUAAUUACUGCAGCUCGUGUGCUCUUCUAGUUUUGUUGUGGAACUUAGAAGACUUUGGAGGAAAAGUUUUUGGCUGUAGGCUCCUGCUUUAACAUUUGCAAUCUGAGUACUAGUUAGAAAAAAGCCUUUUUGCACAGCUGUAUUGACAAGAGUAAGUUUAACGAUUUGUUUGAAUAGUAUACCUUCUGAAAUGUAUGUUACAUUACAGUUAA